CCCCCUCUCCUCCUCUAGCUUCUCCUUCUCUCUCUCUCCUUCCUGGACCAUUCUCUCUAUCUCCUUUCUCUCUCUACACAUACUCAGACGAGCAGAAGCAGCUAGGGACACCAUAGGCAAACUACUUCAGCAAGAAAUUAAACUAUCUCCUACGCAAGAUCAGAAGAAACUGUGUAUGGAGCAAGAAGAGGUUGGCCUCGCCCUGGGCCUCUCCCUCGGCUCCGGCCACCACCACCAGGAGCUCAAGCCCCAACAUCCGUCGCAUCCGUGUGCGGCGUUGUUGGAGCCUUCUCUGUCGCUCAGCGGCCCGGCGACCAAGGAUGAUGGCCCGACCGCACCGGUGAGGAGGUUCGCUGCCGUGAAGAGGGAGCUGCAGACGAUGGAGGGGAACGACGACGAGGCCACCGGCAGGGUACUUGUCUACUCAGUGGCGUCGUCGGCGGUGGUUACUGCCGACGACGACGAAGGGUGCAACAGCAGCCGGAAGAAGCUGAGGCUGUCCAAGGAGCAGUCGGCGCUGCUGGAGGACCACUUCAAGGAGCACAGCACCCUCAACCCUAAGCAGAAGGCUGCUUUGGCCAGACAACUGAACCUGAGCCCAAGGCAAGUGGAGGUUUGGUUCCAAAACAGAAGAGCCAGAACCAAGCUGAAGCAGACAGAAGUGGACUGCGAGAUUCUCAAGCGCUGCUGCGAGACGUUAACAGAGGAGAACCGGCGUCUCCACCGCGAGCUCCAGCAGCUCCGCGCCCUCAGCCACCCGCACCCCCACCCGGCUGCCUUUUUCAUGCCCACCGCCGCUGCCGCUGCGCUCUCCAUCUGCCCCUCCUGCCAGCGCCUUGUUGCCACCGGAGCAUCUGCCGCCGCCGCAACCACCGCCGGUGCAGAUAAUAAGCCUAAGGCGGGCGGCCCCGGCGGCCGAGCGCCACACGUGUUCAGCCCUUUCACCAAUUCUGCCGCCUGCUGAACACGCAUACAUAUGUAUAUACAUGCAUGCGCACACAUACAUAUAUACGUAUUUUUCUUUAGCGCUAGCCACGCUCUAUCAUUCAUCGAUGGUCAUCUACUAGCUAGAUAGUAAUUGGUUCACUAGAUGGCAUAUAUUCCUGUCCCCUCCCCCCUUAAUUCAUUAGCUUUGUUUUUUCACAAGCUAAUUAAUGAAUUGAUAGCGGCGUCGCGUGAGGACGAUGGAGCACCACGCAUGCAUAUGAUUCUAGUAGCAAAAACAAGAGAUAUAUGUCUUGUUUAAUUUGGUGUUGCUUCUGCUUAGUAUAGUGCCCACUGCUGGUGCUGUAGCUGUAGCUUUAAUUAGUAGGUGUUCCUGAUGGAUUUCCUCUUGUAUUAGUUAACUGUCAGUCAGGGAAUAGUAAUGAUGACAGCAUGACACCACAUACACAUCCCAGUUUAUUUGGAUGUGGAUCCAUGUAUAUAUGCACAUGCCACAUGACGGAUCUGUUUCAACAAUUAAAUACUAUAUUGAUUUGUCUUC
Messenger RNA from Zea mays, 1486 nucleotides. Its product is annotated as Homeobox-leucine zipper protein HAT3. The record is from RefSeq and is marked validated. Gene Ontology annotation, biological process: regulation of DNA-templated transcription. The coding region runs from base 176 to 964 and encodes 262 amino acids. Gene Ontology annotation, molecular function: sequence-specific DNA binding; DNA-binding transcription factor activity, RNA polymerase II-specific. NCBI's taxonomy places the organism in Eukaryota, Viridiplantae, Streptophyta, Magnoliopsida, Poales, Poaceae. The transcript is spliced from 3 exons.